Molecule: messenger RNA, 15676 nt
Organism: Medicago truncatula (barrel medic)
Lineage: Eukaryota; Viridiplantae; Streptophyta; Magnoliopsida; Fabales; Fabaceae
Product: auxin transport protein BIG
Exons: 14
Coding region: 179-15484 (5101 amino acids)
Biological process (GO): auxin polar transport
Cellular component (GO): plasmodesma; cytosol
Molecular function (GO): zinc ion binding
Source: RefSeq, a predicted model, not a curated record
AUACUUGUAAUAAACCUCUCUCUCUCUCUCUCAUUUCUAAACACUUCUUUCGAUUUCUUUCAAUCAUCGUCUUCCACCAUAACCGUUUUCAACACUCUACAAAAUUACCAUAAACCCCUCUCUCUUCUUCUCAAUGCAACACUGAUAACACUCUCUCGAGUCUCCGAUUUGCAUCGCCAUGGCGGAAGCCAACCUCAUCGCCGUCGCGGACGCAAUUUCCAAUCCCUCCGGCGAGUUUCUUCACAAACUCCGUUCCGAUGAUGCUGUUAGGUCAGGUCUCGAUGCCUUCUACUGCCUUCUCCGCCGUGGACUCGAAUCUUCCGGUGGCGAUGAUGAUACUUUGCGUCUUCAGUCAUGGACUGAUUCUCAGAUUCACGCGAUUUCUUCUCUCGCGUUAGCUAUUGCUUCUUCUUCGAGAUCUUUAUCAGUGGAGCAAGCGGAAGGAGUACUUGUUGCGAUUGUGCAGCGGUCUAUAGAAUUUGCUUUGUGUUAUUUGGAGAAAUCUGGAUUUGAUGAUGAUGAUCUAGGAAUUCAGACCAAUAUGAUACAUCUUUUAGAGAUAGCUUUGGUUGAUGGAGUAAAUAUGGUAGUGGACAUACUACAACCUACAACUGCAAGUGCCCUAGUAGAUUUGCUGCCAAUGGUCGAUGAUUGUUGUGGUGAUUAUGUGGAUGACUACAAAAAAUGCCGUUUAGAAGGCUUCCCGUGCUCAAUGGAAGAAAAAUCAAUGGAUUGGCUUCUGAAGACAUUAGCUUCUAAACACAUGCCACAUGACAGGCAAGAAUCUGGAUUCAGCGAGCAGACCUAUUUUCAAUAUCUCAACACUUUUGUCUUUCUAUCCCAGCACUGGGCAGUUGUCCAUGGGAAAUGCACUCCUCGCCUGAUCUUGCUUUGCAAUAAACUAGCCAAAGUACAAGAUGUAUUUGAUGAGCGGGAACUGGGCCAAAAUUUUCGAAGGAGGCUAUCAUUCAUUUUGAGAAUGUUGAAGAUACUUGGAAGUCUCACGACAGAUGUUCCGUAUGUUGAAUAUGACGCCUCAUUGAUGAGGGCAGUUGCCUCAUUUACUGAUACUUUGUCUAAUUUGUUUAGAGUUAAGCUCGAGUUUGUGAGUACCUAUGCUACUAUCGAGGGAAGUUUGGAGAGCAUUGUUUUAAUGGUUACUGAAGAAUUUCUUCAUGAUGUUCAGGUUAUUUUUGGUAAUAGCAAUGUAGCUCAGAAUAUCCAAGCAUGUGUUGUAGCAUCUAUUCUAGAGAGUUUGGAUUCUUCUGUUUGGAUAUAUGACAAAACUGAUCCAAAUUCAAAGCCCCCUUUGUCUUUCUUCCCCCGAUUUGUUGUUUAUACUCUGAAACUCAUUAAUGAUCUGAAAAAGCAAAGGCACCAGAUUCCUUUUGAGCGGAAAGACUUUGAUGCAGAGCUUGUUGGCAGUUCUACUGACUCAGAAAACAAUUCUCUUUCAUACCUUGUUCAUCAUGGGUCUGUUCCUUUGCUAAAGGGAUACACUUUUGAAGAGCUUACAAAAUUGAUAUUUCCUGCAUCAAGCCAAUGGGUUGAAAAUUUGAUGCAACUUGCUUUCUUCCUUCAUUCUGAAGGAUUGAAAUUAAGGCAAAAAAUGGAAAGGUCCCAUUCUAGUUUGGCAAAAGUUGCUGGACCAUCCGAAAUCGAAAAUGCAGUGUGCCAUGAGGAUGAGGCUCUUUUUGGAGAUCUUUUUUCCGAGACAGCGCGUUCUGUUGGAUCUAUAGAUGGAUGCGAACAACCACCUGCUGCUGCUUUAGUUUCUAAUUCCAGCAAUCAGAAUAUGCCAAUUCAGUCUGCCAUAGAACUUCUGAAUUUUCUUAAAACAUGCAUCUUCUCUACUGAAUGGCAUCCUUCUCUUUUUGUUGAUGCUUGCAGCAAACUCAGUAAUACAGACAUUGAUAUUUUGCUUUCCCUACUCGAUUCUCAUGGCUGUUGGUCUGAAGAUAAUAUGUCUGAUGCUUGUAUCCCUUCACAUGAAGAUGGGAAGGUUGGGAUCAUCCAUGAACUAUCCUUUGAUCUUCUGCACAACCUUCUCACAAACCAUGCUUUGAGUGAUUCACUCGAAGACUACCUUGUGGAAAAGAUCCUUAUUGUUGAAAAUGGUGCUUUUAGUUACAAUGAUAGGACCCUCACCCUGCUUGCUCACGCGUUAUUCAGUAGGGUUGGUUCUGUUGGCAGUCAGUUGAGAACCAAGAUUUUUAGAGGCUAUGUUGCUUUUGUUGUUGAGAAGGCGAAAUCUGUUUGUGUAAACUGCCCAAGUAUCAAUGAACUCGUUGGUACUCUUCCUUCAUUGUUUCACAUUGAGGUGGUUCUUAUGGCCUUCCAUUUGUCCUGUGCAGAAGAAAAGGGAGUGAUGGCAAACUUAAUCUUUUCAACCCUCAAAGAAGUUGCUAACCCGGUCUUGGAUUUGAACAGCUCACUGUUAACAUGUUGGGCUUUGGUGGUUUCAAGGUUGAUCUUAGUUCUUCGCCAUAUGAUAUUUCACCAACAGACUUGUCCUACAUCAUUGCUUGUAGAUGUGCGGUCUAAGUUGAGGGAAGCACCAUUGUCUAGCUCAUCAUUGCUAAAUAAAGUUAAUGAUAACAUGUCAUCUUGGUCAUCAACUGCCUUAAAAAGCAUUGCUGGUGGAUUGGCGGGAGAUGAGGUUUUUCUUGGUAGCUUGAUUGGACAACUAAUUGAUGUUUCUGAGUCUUCUGCUUCACUCAGUGUGGAUGAUUUGACGAUUGAGAAAUUAACUUUGAAUUGGAAGGACAUAUACUGUACUUUCUCACUGAUUCUUGGAUUUUGGAGAGGCAAAAAAGCCAAUGCAGUGGAGGAUCAAAUUGUUGAAAGAUAUGUUUUCAACCUUUGUUGGGAUAUUCCUUGUAUAGGCUCUGAAGCUGACCAUCCAGUUUUAUCGUGGAAUCAAGGGCACUCCGUGGAUCUAUCUAAUAUGUUGCAUUUUUUCCACUUCAGCCAUUUACUCCUAGGCCAUCCAGAGGUCUUCGGAAACUUCACCAAUAUUCCAGAUGUUGUACUGAGCUUGCUUCAGAAUUUAGAUGCUUUGCCCAUACCAGAAGGCAUUGAGGAAUUAGGUUGGGAUUUCCUCAGAAGUGAAAUGUGGCUGUCUCUAGUGCUUUCCUUCACUAAUGUUGGCAUAUGGAGAUAUUGUAUAGACACUGCAAUUUCUGGGCACGUUUUAACCUGGACUGAGAGUGCUUUUGGGGAUGAGAAAUAUUUUAAACUUGCUGGAAGCGUGAUUUCCUCCAUGAUUGACUCUGGUCAAUUUGUAUUGCUAGUAAGGCUGUUCUCAUCCUUACUAAGCAAACGCGUGCAAAUUUAUCAGAGAGCAUUCCUUGAUGUCCUAAGUUACAAACAGAAGGUGGCUCCUGGGUUUUUACCACUCUUACUGCUGAAAUAUACUGGAAUUGACAAAAGCCUGCAGGAUGAGCUACUGGAGAGGAGUGGCUCCAAUGCAGAUGAGCUGCAGUCUGUUUUGAGCCUCAUAUCCAAGUUGGAUGCUGCUGUUGAUAAAAAAGCUUCAAAAACUCUUCCCAAAGCUUAUUGGGAGUGCAUUUUGCAUGGUUUUCCUUUAAACCAUUCUACUUCUAGUGCGACUCUGCUCUCUUGUGUUCUUAGCGUAAGAGGAAUCAUCUUUGUUCUCGACGGGUUACAUAAAAUAAAAGAAUCAGGAAGAAAUAUUGACUCUGAGACUGAAGUCUUCUUACAAAUAGUUGAUACAAUAAUGAUUAUCAAGUGUGAUAGAGUCUUUGAAAGUGUUCAUCAGAAAUGUGACACUAUCUAUCACAGCUCAAGUGCAGAACUGGAAUUGUCAAAUCUUACAAACUUGAUUCUAAUGAAGCAAAUGGAAGGGUUUUUGAAGGAUAUGAAUGCUAGAGGAGCAAGUGAUUGCUUUGUCCAUGAAUGGAUAAUCUGCAAAAUUGUUGAGAUAUUAAGCAGUCUUAGAAAAGAUCCUUCAAAGUCUGUUAUAUUUCACUUUUGUCUUGGUAUUGAAAAUGUGCCAGGGCAGACGAGCAAGCUUUUGCAGUUGCAUCUUGGUGACUGUUUGGUUCUAAUUGAUUCCUUAGAUACAUGUUUCUCUGAAUCAGUGAACGUGAAAGUUCUUGGGUUCUUUGUAGACCUUCUAUCUGGAGAACAAUUUCCUCAUCUCAGAACGAGGAUACAAAGGAAAUUCCUUGACAGAGAUAUACAGAGUGUAUCUAAAUGGUUGGAGAAAAGGCUUUUAGGAAGCAUAAUGAAAUCAGAUAGUGGGGUGAACUGUGCAAAGGGGAGCUCCAUUUCUCUUCGGGAUUCAACUAUGAAUUUUAUUCUGUCCCUUGUAUCACCGCCAUCUGAGAAACAGUCAAAAGAGUUGCAACAUCAUAUUUUCAAUUCUGUACUUCUAUUACUUGAUAAUGCUUUUUUGCUAUUUGAUAUUCAUGUGGCGAAGUCCUAUUUCAAUUUCAUAGUUCAAAUUUCAAGAGGAGAGCUUUUGAUGAAACAGCUUUUGACGAGGACUGUCAUGAUCAUGGGGAAACUGGCAGGCAAUGAAAAUCUGCUUCCGGGGCUUAAGUUUCUAUUUGGCUUUAUUGCAUCUGUCUUGGGAGAAUGUGGAUCUGGUAAAACUUCCUUGCAAAGGAUAACUAAGAAUUGCUCUACUGGCAAUACUGCUGGGGUAGGACAUGCGUCUGCUCGACUGGUUGGGUCCAGGAAAACUUCUGAGGCAUUCGUUGUUUCUUCCAAUCAAGAAGGAGGAUCAACCUCUCUAGAAUGCGAUGCUACUUCGGUAGACGAGGAUGAGGAUGAUGCAACCUCUGAUGGGGAGGUUCUUAGCAUAGAUAAGGAUGAUGACGAGGAUGCCAACAGUGAAAGGGCCCUUGCCUCUAAAGUUUGCACAUUUACUUCCAGUGGAAGCAAUUUCAUGGAGCAGCAUUGGUACUUCUGCUAUACAUGUGACCUGACUGUAUCAAAAGGUUGCUGCUCAGUAUGUGCUAAGGUUUGUCAUCGGGGUCACCGUGUAGUCUACUCACGCUCAAGCCGCUUCUUUUGUGACUGUGGAGCUGGAGGUGUUAGGGGUAGUAACUGUCAAUGUUUGAAACCACGGAAAUUUACUGCAGAUAACAGUGCACCUGUUCGUGGUUCUAACACAUUUCAGUCAUUUUUACCCUUUCCUGAAGAUGGAGAUCAGCUACCAGACAGCGAUUCAGAUUUUGAUGAGGACAUAAAUUCAGAUGUAGAUAACUCACUCAGAUUAUCUAUUACAAAAGAGCUUCAAGAAAUGAUUCCAUUGUUACUGGAAGAACUUGAUGUUGAGAGUCAGGUGCUCAAUCUUUGCUCCUCCUUGAUGCCUUCAGUAAUUAAUAGACGAGACUCCCACCAUUCUAAGGAUAAGAAUAUCAGUUUGGGAGAAGACAAGGUGAUUUCUCAUGGCAUUGAUCUCUUGCAGUUGAAGAAAGCUUAUAAAAGUGGAUCAUUUGAUCUCAAGAUAAAGGUUGACUAUUCUAAUGCCAAGGAUCUCAAGUCUCACUUAGCAAAUGGCUCUCUUGUGAAGUCCUUGCUCAGUGUUAGUGUACGAGGUCGGCUUGCUGUUGGUGAAGGUGAUAAAGUUGCUAUAUAUGAUGUUGGACAGUUAAUUGGUCAGGCCACCAUUUCACCUGUGACAGCUGACAAGACCAAUGUAAAACAUCUGUCUAAAAACGUUGUCCGCUUUGAAAUUAUACAACUCGCAUUCAAUCCUGUUGUUGAGAACUAUCUUGUUGUAGCCGGUUAUGAGGAUUGUCAGGUCCUGACAUUGAAUCCUCGUGGUGAAGUGAUUGAUCGCCUUGCCAUUGAACUUGCUUUGCAAGGUGCAUACAUUAGACGGGUGGAAUGGGUUCCAGGUUCACAGGUUCAAUUAAUGGUUGUGACCAACAGAUUUGUCAAGAUAUAUGACCUGUCCCUGGACAACAUCAGUCCAGUACACUACUUCACUUUGUCAGAUGACAUGAUUGUGGAUGCCAUUCUCUAUACAGCUUCCCGGGGCAGAAUGUUUCUUGUUGUUCUGUCAGAAAAUGGAAACAUUUUCAGGUUCGAGUUGUCAGUCAAAGGGAAUGUUGGGGCUGUGCCAUUAAAAGAACUUGUACAACUCAAGGGAAGAGAAAUUCAUGCAAAGGGAUCAUCGUUGUACUUCUCUCCAACUUGCAAGCUGCUCUUCAUAUCUUUUCAAGAUGGUACCACACUAUUAGGUCGACCAAGCUCUGAUGCAGCUUCUUUAAUAGAGAUGUCUUCUGUAUUUGAGGAGCAAGAAAGUAAGAUGCGACCUGCUGGAGUACAUCAUUGGAAAGAAUUGUUGGCUGGCAGUGGCUUAUUUGUUUGUUUAUCAACUGUGAAAUCAAAUUCUGCACUUGCGGUGUCCAUGGAGGAACAUGAGAUACUUGCUCAGAGUAUGAGGCAUUCAGUGGGUUCAGCCUCCCCUAUAGUCGGUAUGACUGCAUACAAACCACUGUCUAAGGAUAAAAUCCACUGUCUUGUCUUACAUGAUGAUGGUAGCCUUCAAAUAUAUUCGCAUGCUCCUGUGGGUGUGGAUGCUGGUGUCAUUGCAGCAUCUGAGAAAGUUAAGAAAUUGGGUUCUGGCAUCCUCACUAAAGCUUAUGCUGGAACAAAUCCUGAAUUUCCUCUUGACUUUUUUGAGAGGACUGUAUGCAUCACACCAGAUGUGAAACUGGGUGGUGACGCCAUCAGAAAUGGAGAUUCUGAAGGAGCUAAACAGAGUUUGGUGAAUGAGGAUGGUUUUCUAGAAAGUCCAAGUCCUACAGGUUUUAAGAUAUCCGUCUUCAACUCAAACCCUGAUAUUGUCAUGGUUGGUUUUCGAGUUAAUGUGGGUAAUACAUCGGCAAGCCACAUACCUUCUAGUAUUUCUAUUUUCCAGAGGGUUAUUAAAUUAGACGAAGGAAUGAGGUCGUGGUAUGAUAUUCCAUUUACUGUUGCGGAGUCUCUUCUUGCAGAUGAAGAAUUUACAGUGUUAGUUGGGCCAACCUUUAAUGGCUUAACACUUCCCAGAAUAGACUCACUGGAAGUUUAUGGCCGAGCUAAAGAUGAGUUUGGUUGGAAAGAGAAAAUGGAUGCAAUUUUAGAUAUGGAAGCAAGAGUACUUGGUUCAAAUGCAUCACUCGGUGGAUCUGGAAAGAAGCGCCGAUCAAUGCAAUCUGCUCCUAUUCAAGAGCAAGUAAUAGCAGAUGGGCUUAAGCUUAUUACCAAGUUUUAUUCAUCAUGUAGGCAACAAGAUUGCACAAGGCUUGAAGAAGCAAGAACAGAGCUGGGAAAACUCAAGUGCAAGCAAUUACUAGAAACAAUAUUUGAGAGUGAUAGGGAACCUAUCCUACAGGCUUCUGCUAGUUGUGUUUUACAAGCAGUUUUUCCCAAGAAAGAGAUAUACCAUCAGAUUAAGGAUACCAUGCGGCUCCUUGGAGUGGUCAAAUCAUCUUCACUACUGUUGUCAAGGCUUGGGAUAGGUGGUACUGCAGGAAGUUGGAUCAUUGAAGAGUUCACUGCUCAGAUGCGUGCCGUUUGUAGGAUAGCAUUGCAACGCCGUUCAAAUUUAGCAACAUUUCUGGAGACAAAUGGCUCAGAAGUGGUGGAUGCACUGAUGCAAGUUUUAUGGGGAAUUUUGGACUUUGAGCAGCCCGACACGCAAACCAUGAACAACAUUGUUAUGUCUGCAGUUGAACUUAUUUAUUGUUAUGCUGAAUGCUUGGCCCUCCAUGUAAAAGAUUCAGGAGUGCACUGUGUAGCACCUGCUGUUGUAUUACUGAAGAAACUUCUUUUUUCGUCUGAUGAAGCUGUUCAGACUGCUAGCAGUUUGGCCAUAUCUUCGAGAUUGCUUCAGGUCCCUUUCCCAAAGCAGACGUUGUUAGCUCCAGAUGAUGCUGUUGAGAGUGCAGUGCCAGUUCCUGGCUCAGCAGACACUAGUGCUAGAAAUAACCAAGUCAUGAUUGAAGAUGACACCAUCACUUCAUCUGUUCAAUAUUGUUGUGAUGGUUGUUCUACUGUACCUAUACUCAGGCGAAGGUGGCAUUGCACUGUUUGUCCUGAUUUUGAUUUGUGUGAGGCUUGCUUUGAAGUACUAGAUGCAGACCGACUUCCUCCACCACACUCUAGAGAUCAUCCUAUGACAGCAAUUCCAAUUGAAGUGGACUCUGUAGGAGAUGGCAAUGAAUUUCACUUCACACCUGAUGACGUUAGUGACUCGCUGCCUUUACCGGCUGAUAGCAACAUGCAGAAUUCUUCUCCAUCAAUUCAUACUUUGGAGCCCAAUGAUUCUGAAGAGUUUGCUUCUGCAUUGACUGAUCCUGUUUCAAUCUCUGCUUCAAAACGGGAAAUAAAUUCCUUACUACUUUCUGAGCUUCUUGAACAAUUGAAAGGAUGGAUGGAGACAACUUCUGGAGUCCGAGCAAUCCCUGUUAUGCAGCUUUUCUACAGGCUGUCAUCUGCCGUGGGGGGACCUUUCAUAGACAGCUCAAAGCCUGACAGUUUAGAUUUAGAGAAACUAAUCAAAUGGUUUUUGGAUGAGAUUAAUCUCAACAGACCAUUUGUAGCCAGAGCCCGGUCAUCAUUUGGGGAAGUUGCAAUUCUGGUCUUCAUGUUUUUCACGCUGAUGCUUAGAAAUUGGCAUCAGCCUGGUAGUGAUGGUUCCAUGCCAAGACACAGCGGAACUGCUGAUGUCCAUGAUAAAAAUGUAAUCCAACUUUCUUCGUCCACUUCGAAGACAUCAGUUGAUGACCAAGAGAAGAACGACUUUGCAUCGCAGCUGCUUCAAGCUUGUGAUUCUCUCAGGCAGCAAUCUUUUGUUAAUUAUUUGAUGGAUAUACUGCAGCAGCUAGUUCAUGUUUUCAAAUCUCCAAUUAACAGUGAAGGUGGGCAUAGUAAUGCUGGACCUGGAUGUGGGGCUUUGCUUACAGUACGUAGAGAUUUGCCAGCUGGUAAUUUUUCACCUUUCUUUUCUGAUUCGUAUGUGAAAGUGCAUAGAACAGACAUCUUUAUGGACUACCCCAGGCUUCUACUAGAGAAUGCUUUUCGACUGGUGUACACACUUGUUCGGCCAGAAAAACAUGACAAGACCGGAGAAAAGGAAAAGGUCUACAAGUUGUCUUAUGGUAAGGAUUUGAAAUUAGAUGGAUAUCAAGAUGUUCUUUGCAGUUACAUCAACAAUCCUCAUACCAACUUUGUAAGAAGAUAUGCCAGGAGACUUUUUCUGCAUCUCUGUGGGAGCAAGUCUCACUAUUACAGUGUACGAGACUCUUGGCAGUAUGCUAGUGAAGUCAAGAGACUUCAUAAACACAUAACAAAGUCUGGUGGUUUUCAAAAUAAUCCCAUUCCAUAUGAAAGAAGUGUGAAAAUUGUGAAGUGCCUUUCCACAAUGGCAGAAGUAGCAGCUGCACGUCCUCGGAACUGGCAGAAAUACUGUUUAAGGCAUGGGGAUAUUUUGUCGUUCCUGAUGAAUGGAAUAUUUUAUUUCGGUGAAGAGUCUGUUAUUCAGACUCUUAAACUUCUCAAUUUUGCCUUCUAUACAGGAAAAGAUGUUGGUCAGACUUCACAAAAAACAGAGUCAGGAGACUCAAGUUCAACCAAAUCAAGUAUUGCAUCUCAAGAUUCAAAGAAGAAAAAGAAAGGUGAAGACGGAGCUGAUUCUGGUUUGGAGAAGUCCUAUUUGGAUAUGGAGGCAGCAGUAGAUGUCUUCACUGACAAGAGUGGCAAUACCUUAAAGCAGUUCAUAGAUAGUUUCCUUCUAGAGUGGAGUUCAGUUACUGUGCGUGCAGAGGCUAAAUUAGUUUUAUAUGGUGUCUGGCAUCAUGCCAAACCAAUGUUUAAGGAAACUAUGCUAAUGGCUCUCUUGCAGAAAGUCAAGUGCCUCCCUAUGUUUGGCCAGAAUAUUGUGGAGUAUACAGAACUUCUUACUUGCUUGCUUGGAAGAUCCCCUGAUACUAGUUCAAAACACAAGAUUUCUGAUCUUGUAGACCGAUGCUUGACUCCUGAUGUAAUUAGGUGCAUCUUUGAGACACUUCAUUCACAGAAUGAGCUGUUAGCUAACCAUCCAAAUUCUCGCAUAUAUAAUACUUUGAGUGGCUUAGUGGAAUUUGAUGGAUACUAUCUUGAAAGUGAACCCUGUGUUGCCUGCAGCUCUCCAGAAGUACCUUACAGCAGGAUGAAGCUAGAAUCACUGAAAUCCGAAACAAAAUUCACUGACAAUCGCAUCAUAGUGAAAUGCACCGGAAGUUACACAAUCCAGACUGUGACCAUGAAUGUUCAUGAUACCAGGAAGUCAAAAUCAGUGAAGGUUUUAAACCUAUACUAUAACAACAGACCAGUUACUGACUUAUCAGAGUUGAAAAACAACUGGUCUUUAUGGAAGCGUGCAAAAAGUUGUCAUCUUGCAUUUGAUCAGACAGAGCUUAAAGUUGAAUUUCCUAUUCCAAUUACAGCUUGUAACUUCAUGAUUGAACUGGAUUCGUUCUAUGAAAAUCUUCAGGCAUUGUCUCUCGAACCAUUGCAAUGCCCACGCUGUAGUCGUCCAGUCACAGAUAAGCAUGGUAUAUGUAGCAAUUGUCAUGAAAAUGCAUAUCAAUGCAGGCAAUGUCGCAACAUCAAUUACGAGAAUUUGGACUCUUUUCUGUGUAAUGAGUGCGGGUACAGCAAAUAUGGGCGGUUUGAGUUUAAUUUCAUGGCGAAGCCAAGUUUUACAUUUGAUAAUAUGGAGAAUGAUGAAGACAUGAAGAAGGGAUUAGCAGCCAUAGAGUCUGAGUCAGAGAAUGCUCAUCGGCGAUAUCAGCAACUUUUGGGCUUCAAAAAGCCCUUGCUUAAAAUUGUGUCAAGCAUUGGUGACAGUGAAAUAGACUCACAGCAGAAGGAUUCCGUGCAGCAAAUGAUGGUUUCGUUACCUGGCCCCUCAUGUAAAAUUAACCGGAAAAUUGCUCUUCUUGGAGUUCUCUAUGGUGAGAAGUGCAAAGCAGCUUUUGAUUCUGUCACCAAAAGUGUCCAGACACUGCAAGGGCUACGUAAGGUGCUGAUGAAUUAUCUGCACCAGAAGAACGCUGAUAAUAGUGUGGCUUCAAGAUUUGUGGUGUCCAGAUCACCAAAUAACUGUUAUGGCUGUGCAACUACAUUUGCAACCCAGUGUCUAGAACUUUUACAGGUGCUUGCAAGGCAUCCGAAUUCUAAGAAACAACUUGUUUCAGCUGGCAUUUUGUCUGAGCUAUUUGAGAAUAACAUUCAUCAAGGUCCUAAAGCUGCCCGGGUUCAAGCAAGAAUAGUACUUUGUUCUUUAUCUGAAGGUGAUGUAAAUGCAGUUACUGAGCUGAACAGUUUGAUACAAAAAAAAGUUUUGUACUGCCUUGAGCAUCAUCGCUCCAUGGACAUUGCAGUUACUACACGCGAGGAGUUGCUAUUACUUUCUGAGGUGUGUUCUUUGGCUGAUGAAUACUGGGAAUCAAGAUUACGUCUUGUAUUUCAGUUAUUGUUUUCUUCCAUUAAGUUGGGCGCCAAACAUCCUGCCAUAUCUGAGCAUGUCAUUCUUCCUUGUCUGAGAAUUAUUUCUCAGGCAUGCACACCUCCAAAACCUGAGACACCAGACAAAGAGCAAGGCCUUGGAAAGUCUUCUGCAAAGGCGAAGGAUGAGAAAUCUCAAACUGUACCCGGGUCCUUGGCAGGUGCUGUCAGUGUCGGUGGAACAAAGACAUUUCCAGACUCGUCAGAAAGAAAUUGGGAUGCCACACCUAAGACUCAAGAUAUUCAGUUAUUGAGCUAUUCAGAAUGGGAGAGUGGAGCUACUUAUCUUGAUUUUGUUAGAAGGCAAUACAAAGUGUCUCAGGUGGUCAAAGCUACAGGCCAGAGGUCAAGACCCCAACGCCAUGAUUACCUUGCACUUAAAUAUGCUCUAAGAUGGAAGCGUCGUGUUGGUAAAGCAGCUAAAAGUGAGUUAUCAGUUUUUGAGUUGGGAUCAUGGGUUAAAGAACUUGUUCUGAGUGCAUGUUCGCAAUCUAUCAGAUCAGAGAUGUGCUCACUCAUAAGCUUGCUUUGUGGUCAAAGUUCGUCCAAACGAUUUCGGCUGCUGAAUCUAGUGGUUUCUUUGUUGCCUGCAACACUUUCUUCUGGUGAAAGUGCUGCGGAAUAUUUUGAAUUGUUAUUCAAGAUGGUAGAUUCGGAGGAUGCUCUUUUAUUUUUGACUGUUCGGGGGUGUCUACGGACAAUUUGUACUUUAAUUACCCAAGAAGUAAAUAAUGUUGAGUCUUUGGAAAGGAGUCUACACAUUGAUAUAACUCAGGGAUUUAUCCUUCACAAAAUGAUAGAGCUUCUUGGUAAAUUUCUUGAGGUUCCAAAUGUAAGAUCCAGAUUCAUGCGAGAGGACUUACUUUCUGAAAUUCUUGAAGCCCUUAUUGUAAUUCGUGGCUUGAUUGUUCAAAAGACUAAGUUGAUAAGUGACUGCAAUCGUCUCCUUAAAGAUCUUUUGGAUAGUCUACUACUAGAAAGCACUGAUAAUAAGCGACAAUUCAUUAGGGCCUGUAUCAAUGGUUUGCAAAUACAUGCAAAGGAGAAGAAAGGGCGUGCUUGUUUGUUUAUCUUAGAGCAACUCUGCAAUCUUGUAUGCCCCUCAAAACCCGAGCCUGUAUAUUUGUUGGUCCUAAACAAGGCACAUACUCAGGAAGAGUUCAUCAGGGGAUCAAUGACCAAGAAUCCAUAUUCAAGUACUGAGAUUGGCCCAUUGAUGCGUGAUGUGAAGAAUAAGAUCUGUCAUCAGUUGGAUUUGUUAGGUCUUCUUGAGGAUGACUAUGGAAUGGAAUUGUUGGUUGCCGGUAAUAUCAUUUCUCUUGAUUUGAGCAUUGCCCACGUUUAUGAGCUUGUGUGGAAGAAAUCAAAUCAAUCUUCCAACGUGACUAAUUCCAACUUGGUAUCCUCAAAUGCUGUCACCUCAUCUAGAUAUUGCCCACCUAUGACAGUGACUUAUCGACUCCAGGGAUUGGAUGGUGAGGCAACUGAGCCUAUGAUUAAAGAAUUGGAGGAAGAUAGAGAGGAGUCUCAGGAUCCAGAGGUUGAGUUUGCCAUAGCUGGUGCUGUUCGUGAUUGUGGUGGACUGGAAAUACUGUUGGGCAUGAUUCAGCGUCUGAGAGAUGAUUUCAAGUCCAAUCAGGAGCAAUUGGUUGCAGUUCUUAAUCUUCUUAUGUACUGUUGCAAAAUUAGAGAAAAUAGACGAGCGUUGUUGAAGCUAGGAGCUUUAGGUUUGCUUCUUGAAACUGCAAGGCGGGCUUUCUCAGUUGAUGCCAUGGAGCCAGCGGAAGGCAUACUUUUGAUUGUUGAAAGUUUGACUUUAGAAGCAAAUGAAAGUGACAGUAUAAGCAUCACACAAGGUGCCUUUACUGUCACUAGUGAAGAAGCUGGGACAGGUGAACAAGCCAAGAAGAUAGUUCUUAUGUUUUUGGACAGAUUAUCUCAUCCAUUGGGACUUAAGAAAUCAAACAAACAGCAGAGGAACACAGAGAUGGUUGCUCGAAUACUACCUUAUUUGACAUAUGGUGAACCUGCUGCAAUGGAUGCCCUAAUCCAGCAUUUUAGCCCGUACCUGCAAGAUUGGGAUGCAUUUGACAGUUUGCAGAAAAAACAUUUGGACAAUCCAAAGGAUGAUAAUGUUGCUCAGCUAGCUGCGAAGCAGAGGUUCACUCUGGAAAACUUUGUUAGAGUUUCAGAGUCCCUUAAGACAAGUUCCUGUGGUGAGAGAUUAAAGGACAUUAUCCUAGAAAAGGGUAUAACUAAAUUUGCAAUGAAACAUUUGAAGGAUAGUUUUGCCAAUGCUGGGCAGACAGGCUACAAGACCAGUGCUGAAUGGGUACAAGGUUUAACACUGCCUUCCGUCCCUCUUAUAUUGUCGAUGCUGAGAGGUUUGUCAAUGGGACAUCUCCUCACUCAGAAGUGUAUCGAAGAGGAAGGUAUCUUACCCUUGUUGCAUGCCUUGGAAGGAGUUUCAGGAGAAAAUGAAAUUGGGGCAAGGGCUGAAAAUUUAUUGGACACACUAUCUAACAAGGAAGGAAAAGGAGAUGGAUUCCUGGUGGAGGAGGUGAGUAAGUUGCGGCAUGCAACUAGAAAUGAAAUGAGGCGCCGGGCUUUGCGUAAAAGAGAGGAGCUGCUUCAGGGGCUAGGAAUGCGACAAGAACUGUCUUCAGAUGGAGGUGAACGCAUUGUUGUUUCCCGGCCUGUCCUUGAAGGUUUGGAAGAUGUGCAGGAGGAGGAGGAUGGGUUGGCAUGCAUGGUGUGCCGGGAAGGAUACAGUUUAAGACCUACUGAUUUACUGGGUGCUUACUCUUAUAGUAAGCGUGUGAAUCUAGGCGUAGGCACUUCAGGAAGUGGUCGUGGAGAGUGUGUUUACACUACCGUAAGCUACUUUAACAUUAUUCAUUUCCAGUGCCAUCAAGAGGCCAAAAGAGCUGAUGCUGCCUUGAAGAAUCCCAAGAAAGAGUGGGAUGGAGCAACACUUAGAAACAAUGAAUCUCUCUGUAAUUCUUUAUUCCCUGUCAGAGGUCCAUCUGUUCCUCUGGCACAGUAUAUCCGCUUUGUUGACCAACACUGGGACAACCUUAAUGGUCUUGGACGAGCUGAUGGAAGCAGGCUCCGCCUUCUGACUUAUGACAUUGUUUUGAUGUUGGCUCGCUUUGCAACAGGAGCAUCGUUCAGUGCAGAUAGCCGAGGUGGGGGACGGGACAGUAAUUCUCGGUUCCUCCCAUUUAUGUUCCAAAUGGCACGUCAUCUCCUUGAUCUAGGAAGCCCCUUGCAGCGUCGAACAAUGGCCAGGGCUGUAUCAGCAUAUAUAUCCUCUUCUACAUCAGAUGUCAGACCCUCUUCUCCGUCCGGCACCCAACUUACAUUGGGAACAGAAGAAACCGUCCAAUUUAUGAUGGUGAACUCACUUCUCUCAGAGUCUUAUGAGUCCUGGCUGCAGCACCGCCGUGCUUUUCUGCAGCGUGGAAUUUACCAUGCAUACAUGCAGCACACACAUGGUCGUACUACUGCUCGCUCAUCGUCCGUUUCAGCUUCUGUACAAGGUGUGGAAUCUGGAAGUACAGGCCAAAGUGCUACAACAGAAGCAGGGCAGAAUGAUGAGCUUUUGUCUAUCAUUCGUCCGAUGCUUGUCUACACAGGUUUGAUUGAGCAGUUACAGCAUUUCUUCAAGGUCAAGAAAUUGCCUAGUGCAACACCAGCAAGUAUUGAUGGGGUUUCGUCUGCAGCAGAAGGGGAAGACGAAAGUGGGAACCUGGAAGGAUGGGAGUUGGUAAUGAAAGAGCGACUCUUGAAUGUAAAAGAGCUUCUUGGAUUCCCAAAAGAGAUGAUUUCCUGGCUUGAUGAGAUUAACUCUGCUAGUGAUUUGCAGGAGGCCUUUGAUAUUGUUGGGGUUCUGCCAGAGGUUUUGUCCGGUGGGAUCACCCGGUGUGAAGACUUUGUGCAAGCUGCAAUCAGUGCAGGGAAAAGCUGAAACAAUACAGCUUUCUCUUUUCAUUUAUACAAAUAUUAACAGCAUAUUAUAUUCUGAGAAUGUAAAACGCUCAUGUACUAUGUUCUUUUCAAAGCAUAAAGAUGAUACAAAAUGAAAAGGGGUUAUUGUGAUGAAUAUGAAAACAAACAUGUUUGAAUCAAAGCUAUAAUAACUACUACCAUUCUGAAUAAA